UCCCGCCAACAUUCGCGUUUAACUUACCGCACGUGUGCAGAGACGGAAACCAGCCACGGAGAUUUCACAUGUUCUAGAAAAUUCAAAAUGGGCGACACAACUGCUGUGGAGAAGCUGCACCCGCCCACCAAGUGGGCCCAGAGGGCAGACACAAUCUUCAUCACAGUCUCAGUAGAGGACAUUGAGAAGGAGAAGCAGGAGCUGAAGGUUGACGACGACAGAUUCUUCUUCCACUGUAAAGGGGGCCACGAGCACCAUGUAUACGAGCUCGACAUUAAGUUUUACAAAGAGGUGGAAAGCAGUAGUUUAAGGUUAAAUCGAACGGACAGGGAGCUCACCUUUGCACUGAAGAAAAAAGAACCAGGCACCCCUUUUUGGCCAAGGCUGCACGAAACAUCAGUCAAGCAACACUGGCUGAAAGUAGAUUUCAGCAGAUGGAAAGACGAAGAUGAUUCCGACAUAGAAGAAGAUGGAAGUUUUGAAGAUAUGAUGAGAAAGAUGGGAGGUGGUGUGCCCCAAGAUGACCUAGAAGGUCUCAACGAUGAAGAAGACAGUGAUGAUGGAGAGUUGCCAGAUUUAGAGUAGAUUCCAGGACGAAAGUGAAAAACAAAGCAGUCAAGUGUCGAGACCAAGGGGAGCCCUCCAGCCAGUCUAAUCAACUCUGACCUGCCAUCAGCAGCUGCGACUGAUAUGAUCACCGUAUCGACCACACCUCUGUGGCAAUGUCUCAGGAGGGCUAAAAGUUCCGUUAACCCUUUGACUCUCCAGAUGCUUGGUAUCUGGGUCCCUCCCCCUUCCCGCUUUACAUGUAGGUGAAGUGUCCAUCGCAGUGGGUUUCUCAGCUCAAUGCCUGACUGUUUGGGUUUUGGAUUGAAGGAGUUCCUAAGGCCUUCUCCAAACUUCGGCUUUGCUUCAUUGUAUCUUUGGCUCUGCUUCCCCUUUUGUUCAGGAAGCAUUCAGGAGUAUUAUUAUAUAAAGUGAUUAAAGACACUAUAGACCUAGGCCCCUUGCCCACUCUCAUAUUUCUUAAAAUAAUUGAACUGAAGUUGGGUCCCCAUGUAACUGUUCUAGACGUGUUCAGCCGAAGCUGGAACAAAGCCAAGGUUUGGUAAACCUGUUAUUUCUGUGUUUUUGUACUUAUUCUACCGUUUAGGUUCAACAAAGUUUGAAAUGUCACAUUUUGACAUAAAAUAGCUCUGUCCUGUGAUGAAAACAGAAAAGUGAGAGGCACCAUUCGAAUUUAUGCUUUGAACAUUAAUGUACAAGAACUACAUUUACCAUAGCCUUGACAUCAAAUGGAUUAUACAAAGAUUAUGGGAUUUUCACACCUUGCAUAUACUUUGCUGAUUUCUAAUCAGUAAUCCCCAUAUCACAUUACUUGUUUUUUCCAUAACCAGUGCUUGUUUUAAAGGUCCAUUUAAUAGUAUGCAGGCGCUCCGUAGUGUGUUAAACUGUAACAGCCUUUAAGUACCACUGGCAUCACACAGAAUCCUGUAAUGAAAGUCCACAUUGAUAUUAAAUCAGAUUGAUUAUUCCUGGAAAGGGUUCCUUUUGUUCUGAGUAAGUGAAAUGAUCCAAAUUUACCCACCGUUGAAUAUUGUUGCCUUGAGCACAGUCAUUCGGUAAAAAAAUCGCACCAACAAAAUUUAUAGCCGUUGCAAGUUUAGUCAGUCUGCCCGUUGUAAGCUACAUGUAGUCCAACAAACUCUUACCAGGCAUUUCCCCUGGGUCACAUGUACAUUAUGAUUUUUUUUCUAACUUUUAUUUUUUUUCGUUCGUAAUCAUUAGAUACAUGCAUUGUAAAGAAAAUAACUGAAAACUGAUUCACGUAUGUUUUGAGUCGCCGUUGUAAGAACGUUUCCACACAACUACAGGUACUCAUGGGACAUUUGUGUUUUCAUCAAUUGCAUUUGUUAACAUUAGUGAACGAAGUCGGAAAUGGUACAGAAUAAUCUGGAGAACCCAUCACUGUAGAAGCUAUUUACACUCAUUCAAGUAUUCUAAAACAUGAAUCGUGCUCUCAUUUGGGCAAGAUGCAGCACUCUGUUGGUUGAGGAGGUACCUCGCGCAUGUAUCUCAUGAGCUUAAUAGCGCCAUACCAGCCUGACGGGGACCCUUAAAAAACUUGAAAAAGUUGGCCUGAAAACUAAAAUGAAAAGUCACAGAAAUAACACCUUAGGGUGUCUGCAAAAUCAUUUGAAAUUGGAGGGAUUGAGGACUGUUAGGGGUAAGAUGGCACAAUGGUUGUUUUUGAUGUGCUGCCUUUGAUUUAUCAUAGAGUAAUUGUAAUUUCACAGGCU
Acanthaster planci (crown-of-thorns starfish) is the source of this 2300-nucleotide messenger RNA. RefSeq names its product prostaglandin E synthase 3-like. Gene Ontology annotation, biological process: chaperone-mediated protein complex assembly; protein folding. Gene Ontology annotation, molecular function: Hsp90 protein binding; protein-folding chaperone binding. Gene Ontology annotation, cellular component: cytosol; nucleus. The record is from RefSeq and is a predicted model, not a curated record. Lineage: Eukaryota; Metazoa; Echinodermata; Asteroidea; Valvatida; Acanthasteridae.